Vitis riparia (riverbank grape) is the source of this 849-nucleotide messenger RNA. Its product is annotated as organelle RRM domain-containing protein 2, mitochondrial. The record is from RefSeq and is a predicted model, not a curated record. Lineage: Eukaryota; Viridiplantae; Streptophyta; Magnoliopsida; Vitales; Vitaceae. Bases 98 to 505 code for a protein of 135 amino acids. Gene Ontology annotation, cellular component: mitochondrion. Gene Ontology annotation, biological process: mitochondrial mRNA modification. Gene Ontology annotation, molecular function: RNA binding. The transcript has 4 exons.
UAGAAAUAAAAACCGAGGAUUGUUAUAGUCGUGCGACAAGUGCCCGAGAUUACGAAGAUUGAGAGAGAGUGUUAAACCCCCCAAACCAAACCCCAAAAUGGCGAUGAGAGCAGCGGCGGCGGCCCCUCGCAGCUUGAGGCGGCUGUUCUCAACCUCCACCUUCAUUCCUCCGCCGAUCACUGCGGCCACUCCUGCCACUCCUCCGGCUGAGCCCUCCACCAACCUUUUCGUCUCUGGGCUUAGCAAGCGCACUACUUCAGAAGGGCUUCAUGAGGCAUUUUCAAAGUUUGGUCAAGUGGUCAAUGCUAGAGUAGUGACUGAUCGUGUAUCAGGAUAUUCCAAGGGGUUUGGUUUUGUGAGAUAUGUUUCCUUAGAAGAUGCCGCUGAAGGUAUAAAGGGCAUGGAUGGCAAGUUUCUGGAUGGUUGGGUGAUAUUUGCAGAGUAUGCAAGACCUAGACCAGCUCCAUCUCCUCAAAACAAUGGGGCUCCACCAUAUGGUCGUUGAUGACUCCCAUAUUCAACGGAUCAAGCUUGUCAUCUUCAAACCAAUUUUGUCUGGGAACAGCUUCUAUCAAUUGUAGUUCCCUAUAAUUAUAGUUUUUAUGAACUACAGUUAUCCAUUGAUUCCUCUCAUGUGAGGUUGUUUGGUCAGCCAUUCCCUGGAACUUCAUUUUGUGGUGUAGAUUUGCCUUAUAUGAGAACUGAGCACAGACUAAACUGAAAAGUAUAUGGAUUUCAAAUUGGUGCAUGUUGGAACAAUAAUGUGGAACUAUUUUUAUUUUCUAUUCAUUUGCAUUUCAGAAACUCAGUUUAUAAUAAUAUGCCUGAAGGGUAAUUAUUUGAACUGUA